Prorocentrum cordatum is the source of this 546-nucleotide messenger RNA. The record is from the annotation of a GenBank genome assembly. NCBI's taxonomy places the organism in Eukaryota, Dinophyceae, Prorocentrales, Prorocentraceae.
AGCAGGGGCCGGGGGGCCGCGGGCGCGCUCUCCGCGGGCGGGCUCUUCGCGCGGGUGUUCUCCCAUGGCUCCCUCGCGGGGCGGCCGCGGCGCACGCGCGGGGCUAGGCCUUCUCGCCUGCCUCGGCCUCGACGGCGACGGCGUCUGCGCGAAGGCCGCGUCGGCGAGGGCGGACCUCUUCUGGAGGACAGCGUGGCCGUCCUCGACGAAGGAGGCGCAGAAGAGGCGAGAGCGCUCAGCCGAACCGGGCGGAGGCGGCACCAUGCCGACAUCCGGGUCGCGCGCCUGGCAGGCAGGGUUUCCUCCGCGUGCCGGGCUUCGCGGACGAGCGGGAGGUGGCGCAGCUCCGCUCCGCCAUGGCGUCGCUGUUGCAGUCGUGGCAGAAGACGGCGGCCAGCGGGGACGGCCUGGCGGAGGCUUCGCUGUCCUCGCUCAGGUCCGAGGGCAGGAGCCCGACCACGGGUUCCUGCUGGACUCCGCGGCGAAGGCAAGCCUCUUCCUGGAGCCCAGCGCCUUCGACAACGCCACUGGCCGGCUGAAGCCGGG